Drosophila obscura is the source of this 3692-nucleotide messenger RNA. It is a transcript of the gene cup, whose product is annotated as protein cup. Gene Ontology annotation, molecular function: mRNA binding. Gene Ontology annotation, biological process: negative regulation of translation. NCBI's taxonomy places the organism in Eukaryota, Metazoa, Arthropoda, Insecta, Diptera, Drosophilidae. Gene Ontology annotation, cellular component: nucleus; cytoplasm. The record is from RefSeq and is a predicted model, not a curated record. Bases 159 to 3617 code for a protein of 1152 amino acids. The transcript is spliced from 9 exons.
CUGAUCAUACCAAAUAACGGAACUUAGGACAAAAAUCUUGUGUUAAACGUGAUUCCGUUCUUUUUUUGCAAUAUUUAGUAGGAAUUCUUGAUAUAAUCCGAAAAGUGCGUGUUUUAAAUACUUUUAAAUACAAUUAAUUAUCGUUCUUGUAAAGUGCAAUGCAAAUGGCUGAGACUAACCAAGAUGGCGCUGGCGCCCUGAAAAUUUCGACUGAAGGACCCGAGAAGCCUAAAACUGCUCGCCAUCAUCUCUCCGCGCUGGAAAAGACGGACUCGCCGUCGUUAGAGGAAGUCGCCACACCCUCCGAGAAGGAUAAGGACAUGUUUGUCUAUCCGCCACCACCGCCUCCGCCAACACCAGUGCAGGCGCCGCUGCCGUCCAAAGCAGCACCUCCUCCACCGAUGCCGUUAGACCACGAAGAGGACGAAGCCAAUUCGGAGAAAUGGGAAGAUCCCUGUGCCCCGCCGCCACCGCCUCCAAUGCCCUCGAAUGCCUUUCUGUCCAGCGGCUUGGGCUAUCUGAAGCUCACGGCCGUAAAGUUGAAGGAUGCCCUGGAGGAGGCCAUAACCAAGAGAGAGACCAACAAGCGCCCUCAGAAGGUACCCAUCGAACCAUCUCACCAGAUAGAUCAAGUUAAAUGGGAGGCAAUUGAAAUGUUGCCAAGAUGCUCUUGGGACAUGCUGGAUGCCAGAGCUGCCGCUUCAUGCGUGGCUCCAUGCAUGGCUGUGAUGCUGCAUCCGCAGAACAAGAAGCCGGCCAUCUUUGCGCAGCUGGAGAGGAUUAUAAAGGUGCAUCGUCUGCUUGCCAAGCAGAACAUGACCCAAGUGGCCAUUUCCCGAGAGGCCAUACCGCUGUAUGCCGCUGUCAAGCCACACCACGAGGAUGAGGGGUUGACAUUGCAGGUGCUCUCGGCUAGAGCUUCCACACCAUAUACCCAGCCCACGAGCAUGCUGUCGUGUACGGCUGUCAGCUGCGACCUGGACCAUGACUCGCCAAAGAAACACCACAAGGAAGCAGCUCAUUCGCUGGAGCAGCGUCCUGCAGCGCAGCACAAGCGUACUCCAGCCUUAGUGGCCAGCAAACCAGGAAACAUGAAGGCUCAAAAAGCAGCAGCUCGCCGCUCGCCGGUGCUACAUCGAACCCACUACACGCGUUCCAGCCUCCUGGACAUACGCGGCGAAAUGUUGAAUGCCCUCAUGCAUCGUUCCAAGGAGAGCUUUGUCAUGCCCCGUAUUGCCACCUGCGACGACAUUGAGCUGGAGGCGCGCUUGCGGCGCAUGAACCUAUGGCGCACCGCCACCGAUUCCACUCGCUUCAGGUCUCGCUCGAAUCCCACAUCCGUUCACCAUACCAAUAACAACCACAACAACAAUAAUGAGUGCAUGCCCGCCUUCUAUAAGAACAAGAACAAGCCGCAGCUAAUCAGUGACGAGUCGAUCAUCCAAAGCCAGCCGCCGCAACCGCAAACGGAAUUCCAGGAUCCCGCCAUUGUCAAUCAAAGACGAAUUGGCAGCGGCCGUUUCAACCAUUCCACAAAGUGGCCCUACAGCAGUGCCGACUACCAUCCGUACAAUAAAACGAAACCCCAUCUGGAUGAGGGAAACUUGAAGCAUCAGAACGGCGGCAACAUGACGGUGUUGCAGUUCUUCGACAACGGCGAAAUAAGCAGCUCCAAGAUGGGCCAGCCAAAUGGUCGACCCAAUACCCCGGUAAUGGGUAUGUCCAACAAUCGCUCGGAUAACGAGACCAUGAUGUCCAACGAGUCCAGCGAGGAUCUGAGUCGGGCCAAUGAGAACUAUGUGAAGCGGGUGAUGUCCGGUUUCCUGGUUGUGUCCAAGCCCAAGUCCCGCGAAACGGAGGAGCGUCACCAUCGCCGCUACAGGAACCAAAACGAGGAGCCGGAAUGGUUCAGCUGUGGCCCAACCUCCAGGCUGGACACCAUAGAGUUGUGUGGCUUUGAUGAGGACGAGGAAAGGAUGCUCAAGGAGGGUCAUCACCAUGCCGAGAUGGACAGGGAUGGACAAAAGCAUAAGAUGGAUCAAAACAAGUACAAGUGGACGCAUCCGGAUGCCGCCAUUUCACGCAACAAAUUCAUGCCCAAGCACGAUACCAACAACAAUCACAGCAUGGAGAACAUGAACAAGGUGAUGAGCGCUGAUCAGCAUCCGCAUCAGCAUCAGCAUUCACAGACAACCAAGGAGGAGAAGCGUUCUGGUGGCGGCCGUUCUUUCCAGUUUGAUAAAUUCAAUCAGAGUUACGAGAACAACAAUUACAUCAACCAACAGCAGCCACAGCAACAGGCACAGCAACAGACACAGCACCAGCCCCACAACAAUUCCAAGUUCAUGUCAUUCUUUGAACGUGAGAGAAAUGGCUCAUCGUCGUCGCUAAAUGAAUUCUUCAAGCAGGCCAUGACCCAUAAUCCGAAUCCACACAAAGAGCAGCCCAAAUCCCUGCCCGGCCACAUGCCAUCGGUGGAACAAUUGGAGGCCAAGUGGCGACGCAAUUCACUCACCACCAACUCCAUGCAUCAGAAUAAUCAAGUUGAUAAUUUCCAAAAGCUAAUUGGCUCGCUCAGUGCAUCAAAAGCAGCCCCACCGCCGCAGCCGGUCACCACCGAUGCCAUUUCCACAUUCAUUAUGCAGCAGCAGGCAUACCAGCAGCAGCAACAGAAGCAGCACAUGCUCAUCCAGCAGCAACAGCAGCAGACCGCCUUUCUGGCUGGCCUCCAGCUGAAGGCGAUCCUCGGACGCGCCGAUACCCAAUUGCUGUUGCUACGCCUGACCAAAGGUGAAAUUUCCAAGCAUGGCUUGCUGGUGCAGUUGGCCAAUCCGCGUCUCUGCAACACAGAUCGGGAGGCCAUUACGGCUGUGCUGCAGUUCACCAACACACAGCAGCAGCAACAGCAGCACCAGCAGCAGCUGGACAUGCUCUCGAGCACGGUGAUUGCCAGCCAGUUGCAAAAUCUCCAUCACCUGACCAUUGUCCAGCAGAGUUUGGCCGCGAGACAGCAACAGCAGCAGCAGCAGCAGAAGCAACAGCAACAGCAGCAGUUCCCACAGCAGCCGCAGCAGCUGUCGCAGGAGGAUCUGCAGGCCCAUGCCAAUCUUAUAAUGAGAAAUGCUGUAAUGAAGCGUAAAAUGGAGGAACAGACCUCCAUGCUGAUCAAUGGUGCUGCUGCCGUUGCAGGCAAGAAUCCGGCACAGCAGCAGCAGCAGCAGCAAUCUCGUGGCCAGCAGCAGCGUCAGAAUCGUCCGGAUACCUCGGCAAAUGCAUUGCUGCAUGCACUUAUCUCUGGCAAUGUCAAUGGCAAUGGCAAUGGCAAUGGCAAUGGCAACGGCAACACUCCCCAGGCACCAACUGGAAUGCCCAUCUUGGGAGGCGGACAGCUUCCUCGACGUGCUUCUGAUGCUGCCAAUUUCCAAAAUGCUGAACUAACGCAGCAGCAGCAGCAGUCCCACUUUCCGACACAGUACAAUAAUAAUCCAUAUUAUCAGCAGCAGCAACAGCAACAGCAGUCGCAGCCAAUUCGCCAACAGAACAACCAGAAAGCACAGAUGCAAGCCCAACAGCCUAUGGCCAUGCCGUUGCCGAAUGGCGUCGAUGAGUUUCAUUAACGGACUCAAGAAGUUCUCCACCACGACCGUGGGUCUGAUGGCCAUCGGCAUCGGGUCCACCGUCCUCAUUUAUAC